UGUUCUUACAUCGUGUCAAAGACAACUUUUUGAUUUAAGUGGAAAGCUAUUUACUGGGGAAUAUACUUCUCCCAUUGAAAUGAUGUUAUUCCAUUGAUUUAUUCGCAUUUCGAUUUUGAAAUUUUCGUUUAUAAUUUUCCCGCCACCCGCUCAGUGAUGUAGCGCGUAAACAAAUUCAACCGAGCGUUCCGAAUCGUGAGCGCAAUUUUGACUUUGCUCCCUUCACACGUCGUUCAUUGGUGCUGUAUUUGUGUUGGUGACGGCACUCACCAUUGGUUUGACAAGCAGUUGAGAGGGAAGAAAGAAAAAAAGCUAGUAAAGCAAGCCAGCCAUUGAAGUCUCGAAGAGCACGGAACAUCAAAGGAGCAGCAGAAAAGUGUCUGGGAAGUUGCAGGAGGAAAAAUGCCUCUGUUACGGCAAAAGCUCUUCCAGAAGGUGUCUGGACAGGAAAAACUCCGUGAUAGUGAUGAAGUGUUUUACUGUGAAACUACAAAUGAAAUCUUCAGCAAUUACGAGGACUAUUUUCAUCAUGUUGUGCUCAUCUCAUCGAUUGUGUGGACCUGUGAGAUCACGGGAAAACCGAAUCUCACCUAUGCGGAAGCGCUGGACUCGGAAAAACAGGCACGCAAGUUGCUCAGAACAUUUCCACCUACUGUGAAAGGCCCAUUCCUAUUGGUAGCGUCGCAUACUAAACGGUGCUCCUUUAACGAAAUGCUCGAUGAUGUGUUCGGUUUCGUCAAAGACCAUUACUUCAAGGGAGAAACGGUAGACGCAAAAGAUCCAAAUAAAACCGUUUACCGAGAGGCUACGAUUCUUGAAGUGGUUCCACCGAGUAAUAAAAACAGCCCCACGAAGGCAGACAAGUUCAAGUAUCGCGUUCACUCUGAUGAUGGGCGUACGCCAAAGGAAUGGACUUCAAUUGCGGAAAAUAUGAGACGAGAACGCAGCUCAACAACUCGUGACAAAUGUAAACUGUUCCUGAAGCAGCACGUAGAGCAAGUUGGUGGAGUGCUUAAGAUUAAGGAAGCUUCCUUCAAAAAGUUUGUCUCUGAUGAGAAAAUGACCGAUGACAUGAUAUUCUUUGGGAAUCCACCAGAUUUUGGAAAAUCAAAGCGUUUUCAAAUCGCCGAGGAAAAGAAGCUUCGCAUGGAGCAGGAUAAGCAAAAUUUACCUCCAAAAACUAAAAAGAAACCUGGUCCGAAGCCAGGUUUCAAGAAGGACGAUGGAAAACAGCAGAGCAUUUCUAAAUACUUAAAUAAAUCCUCCGAAGAAGGCGGCAGCAGUAAGUUCAAGACAGUUGACGAUCAGAAAUCAGACAAGAACCUCAAAGAAGAAAUGGAACGGAUACGAAAAGAGAAAGCAGAGAAGGAGGCUUUGGAAAAGAAACGCUUGGAGGAGCAGAAAGCCAUCCUUGCUGAGCAAGUGGCGAUAGCCAUGAAAAAGUUCAAUCGCGUCCAGGAAGACCAGGAACUGUCCGAUCAGAAGGUUAUUCCGGAACCGAAACCAGUGAGCACUAUAAUCGAUUCAAAGCACUUCAGUGAGUUUAUGUACAUCCUGGAGUUUAUGACUUCGUUUGCGGAACUAUUGUCGAUUAAAGAUAAAUUCGCUAACGGUCUUUCUAUGGAUCUGCUGGAAAGGGCACUGCUAUUGAAGGAGGUAAAUGGUCCUUUGAGUGACAUUUUCCAAGUGCUAUUGAGCACAAUUUUCUCACACCAAGUCGAAGAAGAAAACGAGGUAUACGUUAGAUACGAUACGGCAGCUGACUUCGGAAACCGAAAAAAUGGGUUCCCUUUCUUAAAGAAAGCCACUAAAGCUGCUAUAUGGUGUGAGACACAUUAUAGCACUAAAUUGAAUGAGCUACCGAUGGAUUCUACUACCGUAUCGGAAAUCUUAAGACUACAUUUCCUUUCCUCCGGUGCUUUGAUUGAAGAAAAAGGUGCUAAAUGGCGAUUCUCUAUGCGUGGAGGUUACCACAGCUACGAUGAUCCAGGAGUUCAGCUAGUGCUCGACUAUCCGCAUAUUUUGAGGGCGCUCAAGUCCUUUACGGUGUUUCAGCUUCCAAUUGGCGACGUUUUGAAGAUUUUAAAAUGUCUCAUCGACCAGUUGCUAACGUACGGAAGUGUACGGGAACUGAUCGAGGAACGUCUAGAGAAGGCUAAAAUUGCAAAGCAGCAGUACCUCACGGCAAACGCAGCGAGAAGAAAGCGUGAGGCACGAAACGCUUCCGAAAAGUGGGACAUGAAGAAUGAGUUGAAAAGGAAGAUCGUAGCCCACGAAGGAACUAUUGAAGAAAAGGCAGCCUUACGCAAGGAGUCAGAAGAAAAGAUGGUCCAAGAGUUUGUGAAAUUGGACGCUGAUACAGAACGUGAUGUCAAAGUUCUGCAAAAAGACAUCGACAAGUGCAAGGAAGACUUCUUCGAUUACCAGAUCUACUUGGGCUCGGAUCGUGCUCAUAGAAGUUACUGGUUAUUCGAGUCUCUUCCGGGUUUAUUUGUCGAGUAUGAUCGAACAUAUUCCGGCAAAUGUCAGGAUAAACCAACACCACACAUUCCUGGAUUGGCUUCUUGCCCUGCAGAUUUGAGAAAGAAGUUCAUCACACAAACAAUUAUGAACAACAAACUGAGCGAAGACGAUAAAGAAAAUCAAGUCAAAAAAGAGGACUUAGUAAUUGAAAAACUCAUGUUGACUGGGAGUGCCAAAAUUAAAGGGUUGAUUGAUCAAAACAAAGCGACCCCUAACGGAGCUCCCGACGAGAGUUCAACAGACACGAAGAAGGAACUUGUGAAAACGCCUACAAAUGCUGAACUGUUGAUGUGUACAGCCAAUUCAAAAUCCUGCCCGGUGCACAGUGAUGUUCAUUCAGGUGCAAGGUGGAGUUUUUAUCAUACGGAGGAAGAAAUAAACGCAUUGAUAGAAAGCCUCAAUCCCAGAGGUAUACGCGAGAAGACACUUCGCGAAAAUCUAGAAAACGAAAAAGAGCUCAUUUUGACCCAUGUCAAGGAUUGCCCGGUUGAAAAAAUUACUGCCAGUGUAGUGGAUCGGGAUGCAGUGCUUGCAGCCAUUAAUGCCAAGUAUAUUAAAAAGUACGAUUCACCUGAUUUCAACCAUGAACCAGGAACGGAUCCAAAUGUAAUUUUUGAAACCACUUUGCGUGAGAAUCUGCUAGAACUUGAGGCUAAAAUUUCUAUUGGUUAUUUGGGUAAUAUGAAGGUGAGGAAUCGAGAGGAAUGGCGCGAUGCAUUGGAGCAGUUCGAUUAUAAACAACUUUCCGAACCGCUCCGAUGGGGUCGUAAUAGAGUGAUGGCCAUAAAAGAGAAAAAAGAAGACACAGAAGAUCAAGAUGAAGGUAUGGAAAAUGACGAAUCGGAUGAUGACAAUGAAAAGCAGCUCUCACAUGAUAAUGAUCCAGGUUAUGAUUUGCCAGAUACGAUGAUUAUUGAAUCUGAGGACUCUAGUGAUGAGUCAAAGCUGUUAGAGGAAUCGAACACUUUGAAAGAGAAAGUUCAUUCGUUAGCAAAAGCUUUGCUUCAAAUCGAGCAGUGCAUUGAUUCUAAAUUCCUGAGUCAUCCACUUGGAGUGAAGAAAAAAAUAAAGGACAAGGCUGCGAUAACAAAAUCACUGAUUAUAGGUCAAAAGAAUCUGGCACGUUGGGAAGAAUCCCUUAUGCGUGCAUCGAACUACUCUCAAAUCUUUUUGCAUUACAACGUACUAUACGACACAAUACAGUGGUCUAGAUCUGCUGAGCGCAUCGCUUGCAUGAUUUGCCGCCGAAAAGGUGAUCCGGAAAUGACGCUAUUAUGCGAUGAAUGUAACCGUGCUUGUCAUAUGUACUGCCUCAAACCUAAGCUGAAACAAGUCCCAGAAGGAGACUGGUACUGCCCGAAAUGCCGACCGGAAGACUAUAAAAAGAAGAGACAAACCAGAAAACGCAAGGUCUUCGUAGAAGAGGAACGUGUCGAGGAAGAAGAAUUCGAAGAACAGAUAGAUGAAACGGCCGAUGAUGAAAAUGAAGAGGUGCUCAGCGAGUCGGAAGAGGAAGUCAAUUGCAAAAGGUGUAAGAUAGCAGGUGCAACCGUACUAUGUUCCACGUGUAGUACGGCAUACCAUCCGGAGUGUACAAAGUCUCUCACAAGCACACAGAAAAAGCGUUGGAACUGUGACAAAUGCUGUAAAAAGAAAACAGGUUCCAGCAGUUCUAAGAAGAAAUCAAAAGAUAAUAAAAAAAAAUCUAAGAAAAUAUCCGCCUGGCUUGCUUCAGCUCCGGUGAAGGCCGAAAGCAUAGACGAUUACGACGAAUAUGAAGAGGAACAAGAGUUCGAAGAGGAACCAGAAUGCGAAGAAGCUGAAGAACGAACAAAGGUUAACACCUCGAAGAAACGAAAUUCCAAACGCAAGACAUCUCAUGACGAGGAUUCAAGUGAUGAUGAAACUUUAGCAGUUAAAGCGAAGCGUAGUCGUCGAUCAACUUCGAAACGGUCCUUGACAAAUGGAUAUCACGAAGAAAACGAAGACGAAGAUGAUGAAACACCCUCUCCACCCAGUAAAUCACGACGUUCUGCUGCGAAUGAUGACCUGGAUUCAUCAAAUUCCCGCAGAGGUAGACGCACCGGCGACGACCUGCCACUGAACAACGUAGUUUUAUACACUUUGCUCGAUGAUAUUCUAAAACAUGCGGACUCAUGGCCUUUCGACAGACCGGUUUCUGUAAAGGAAGUGCCAGAUUAUUACACCAUUAUAAAAAAUCCGAUGGAUUUUGCCAAAAUCAAAUCAAAACUGAAUAUGGGCGAAUACACGAUCAAUGAACAAAUGAUGAAUGACGUACAACUGGUGUUCCGUAACUGCGAUCUAUACAAUACCGACGAAACAGAAAUCUAUAGAACCGGCCAAACCUUGGAGCGAUUUAUACUGCAGCGUUCAAAGGAGUUAUCACUUCCAUUCAAACCGAGUGACAUGCUGAAACACGAUUCGGCCCUGAAAAAUGGAACCUCGACUCCAUCUACCCCCGUGUCCAACGGAGGGAAUUCCCCAAAAUCGUCACACAAAGAUAGCAGUAGUGGGAAACGGAGGUCUGCGAAAAAGUAAGCGAAUGCUUUUCUUAACUUUAACGUACAUACCUACAUAGCUUUUUGGAGCAAGCUAAGUAUUGAUAAGUUUUAAGAGUAGGACCGAUUUUAUCAUCAUUCUCUUGCAGCGAUUACUCGUGAUGACAAACAGAUUAUUUUAAUAUUAGCAUGUAGCGUUUAGAAGAAAAUCAUUACAACAUCUGUCUAAGUGUAUAACAAAAUAAUAUGACCAAUAACUUUGGCUGCACUUAUAUAGCUUACAAGGUAAUAGACGAGCAAAUUCGAUCACCCGACGAGCUAGACUUUGGUCACUGUAAAUCACGAUUAUGUUUCCAUGUGUCUAGAAUUUCUUAUUUUUCUAUUUAUAAUAAAAUGACGUACAUUAGGAUGCCACAA
Ochlerotatus camptorhynchus is the source of this 5459-nucleotide messenger RNA. RefSeq names its product ATP-dependent chromatin assembly factor large subunit (gene Acf). The record is from RefSeq and is a predicted model, not a curated record. Bases 403 to 5082 code for a protein of 1559 amino acids. The transcript is spliced from 5 exons. Gene Ontology annotation, biological process: regulation of DNA-templated transcription; chromatin remodeling; positive regulation of DNA replication. Gene Ontology annotation, cellular component: CHRAC; nuclear chromosome. Gene Ontology annotation, molecular function: protein binding; DNA binding. NCBI's taxonomy places the organism in Eukaryota, Metazoa, Arthropoda, Insecta, Diptera, Culicidae.